CUUCAAGUAACCAACACUCGCAAAUGAAGCUAGUUUUGCUCUGCUUUUAAAAAACAAACAAAUGGCUCUAAAGUCAAAGCUUUGUUUGCUUGUCGUACUCUUGUCUGUUGUAGCUCUUAAUGUAGCUUUUGCCAAGGAAGAUCCGGAGCUGAAGCAGUGCAAGCACCAGUGCAGACAACAACAAGGAUUUGACGACAAACAGAAGCAAAACUGCGAGCGAGACUGUGAGGAAUAUCUCAAACAGAAGGAGGAGAUAGAGAGACAAAAAGAAAAGGAAAGAGAAGAGCACGAAAGAGGAGGAGGAGGAGAAGGAUGGGAAUUUUAUACAAGGAACGAAAGCCAGGAAGGAGAAGGAGAGGAUCAACAACAACGACAAGAAGAAGAAGAUGAAGAAGAAGAAAAUCCAUAUGUGUUUGAGGAAGAGCAUUUCGACACAUGGGUUGGGACUCGGGAAGGCAGAGUUGAGGUCCUUCCCAAGUUCACCAAGAGGUCUAAUCUUCUGAGAGGCAUUGAGAAUUAUCGUGUGGGAUUUCUUGAGGCAAACCCCAACACAUUUGUGUCUCCUUCUCAUUUUGAUGCUGACAUUGUUCUCUUUGUUGUCCAAGGGAAAGCAACUGUUACCAUCAUGAAGAAGGAAAAGAAAGAGAGUCAUAAUCUUAAACGUGGAUAUAUCCUUAAGGUUCCAGCAGGCCACCCUUUUUAUCUGACCAGCACUGACGAAAAUGAAAACCUCUUCAUUGUGAAGUUAUUCCGCCCCAUCUUUCUCUCUGGUCACUAUGAGGCAUUUUAUGGACCAGGUGGUCAAGAUCCUGAAUCGUUCUACACAGCAUUCAGUUGGGACCUACUUGAGGCCGCUUUUAAGACCGAUAGAAAUAGAUUGAAGAGGCUGUUUAGACAACAAAAAUUAGGCAGCAUCAUGAAGGUGUCCAAAGAACAGGUUCAGGGGCUGAGCAAACGCGGGGAAGGUGGCUCAGGCAUUUGGCCUUUUGGAAGUGAAUCGGGCUCAUUCAAUCUAUUCAGGAAACGUCCCUCUAAGGCUAACAAAUAUGGUCAUCUUCACGAAGUUGAUUCUAAGGAUUACGAGGAGCUCCAAAACCUCAACCUCAUGAUCUCCUAUGCUAACAUCACCAGAGGGGCUAUGACUGCACCCCUUUACAACUCAAGGGCAACAAAGAUAGCUUUUGUUAUAGAUGGUGAAGGUUGCUUUGAGAUGGCUUGCCCUCAUCUUUCAUCUGGGUCGUCAAGUGAGCAAUAUGGACAUGGCCAGGGAAGUAGAAGCUCCAUGCAGAAACAGAAGAAAAGCAAAAGAUACCAGAGGGUAAGUGGACGCCUGACACGUGGCGUGGUGUUUAUUGUCCCGGCGGGUCAUCCAUAUUCUCUUGUUGCUUCACCAAGUAAUAACCUUGAGGUUGUCUGCUUUGAGGUUGACUCGGAAGGAAAUAUCAAAUAUCCUCUUGCAGGGGAUGAAAACUUUGUGAAACAGAUGGAUGGGAUAGCGAAAGAGUUGGCCUUCAACGUGCCAAACAAAGAAGUUGAUAGGAUCUUCGGGAACCAAGAACACAAUUUCUUUUUGCCAGGGCCAACACAACAAAAGCAAGGUGGGCGUGCCUAUGCAUGAGAGUAAAAUGCGAUAUGAAUGAUCAAGAGGAAGGUGAAGUGGGUUUUCUGUGGAAAGUCUUUUGAAGGCACUAUUAUGGUUAAGAUGCUAGGAUUUUGUGGUUGGAGGACUAUGUACGUAUAAAAUAUGUGCAUAUAGAAGCUAACUGUAACUGUCCCCCCCCUCCACCCCAAAAAAAAAUGAUAUAUAAAUAAAUAAAAAUGCGUUUUAACUCAAA
Messenger RNA from Ziziphus jujuba (common jujube), 1835 nucleotides. RefSeq names its product vicilin Cor a 11.0101. NCBI's taxonomy places the organism in Eukaryota, Viridiplantae, Streptophyta, Magnoliopsida, Rosales, Rhamnaceae. The transcript has 6 exons. The record is from RefSeq and is a predicted model, not a curated record. The coding region runs from base 62 to 1618 and encodes 518 amino acids.